GCUCUGGCAGCUCUGAAGCUUCGUCUCUUUCUCUCAUCGCACUUUUAUACAUCACUUCUUGCAUCUACAGAGCACUUCAACUGCUCAUCAUCACAUGCCGAAUUCGGACCCAGCCACCCAUAAGCCCCAGAGCCGUCACAGAUCAACUACCAGUCUAUCCCUACGACUCCUCCUUUCUUCGUUCUCAAUUCUCAUCCUGGCCCUCUUCUCUCUCCGAGCCAUCCCUCGAGUGGCUCUCCUCAAGAACCACCUCUUCUCAUCUUCUUCCUCUGCCUCUGCCUCUUCCUCUGUCUCUGUCUCUCCUUCCACCGCUUCGACCAUCAUCAUGUCCUACGCGAAGGAGCUCCGAGUCGCCCAGGUGGCCGUCCAGCGCGCCACUCUCCUCACCAAGCGUGUCUUCCAUGAGAAGGCCAAAGGCACCGUUGACAAGUCCGACAAAUCCCCCGUCACAAUAGGCGAUUUCGGCGCCCAGGCCCUCAUCAUCGCCGCCCUGCGUCACAAUUUCCCAGACGACGCCAUCGUCGCCGAGGAAGAAGCCGCCCAGCUCCGCGCGGACCCCAACCUGGCCGACCAGAUCUGGUCCCUCGUCCGCGAUACGCGCCUCCCCGACCCGGCCGCCGAGGAACUCCUAGGCGGCUCCGUCCCCAACCUCGACGCCAUGCUCGACCUCAUCGACCGCGGGAACAGCCCCGGCGGCGCCCACGGCCGCAUCUGGGCCAUCGACCCCAUAGACGGCACCAAGGGCUUCCUCCGCGGCGGCCAGUACGCCGUGUGCCUCGCCCUCCUCGUCGACGGCCAAGUCCAAGUCGGCGUCCUCGGCUGCCCCAACCUCCCCAUUGACGACUCGGCCCCCCUCUCCGCCGAUAUCGGCGUCGAUGCCUCCGACGAGGACGGCCGCGGCGUCCUCUUCUCCGCCGUGCGCGGCGGCGGCGCCCACUCCGCCCCGCUGUCCGCCCCGACGGCCGCUAAACCCAUCUCCAUGCGUCCCGUCUCCGACAUGACCGCCGCCACCUUCUGCGAGAGCGUCGAGGCCGCCCACAGCGCCCACGGCGACCAGGCCGAGAUCGCCCGCCGCCUCGGCAUCUCCCGCCCCAGCGUCCGCAUGGACAGCCAGAGCAAGUACGGCAGCAUCGCCCGCGGCGCUGGCGACAUCUACCUCCGUCUCCCCGUCAAGGCGACCUACCAGGAGAAGAUCUGGGACCACGCCGCCGGCGACUUGAUCGUUCGGGAGGCCGGCGGCCAGGUCACCGACGUGGACGGCAAGGCGCUCGACUUCUCCGUCGGGAGGACCCUCGCCAAUAACAAGGGUGUCGUUGCCGCCCCCGCCGCCGUGCACGGGGAGGUGCUCAAGGCGGUGCAAGAUGUGCUGCGCCAGAAAUCGACAGCCGCAUGAUGUCGCCAUGUAUAUUAUUUUUUUCUUCAUCUUUUAUGAUUUGUCUUGUCAACGACACCGCAUUGAGAAGUCUCGGGGAGGAAUCCAAAAAGCAAUACUAAGUAUAGUAGUACACCCGUAACGUACAUAGACGAGAUAUUUAUACACGGGAACGGAACAACGGGGGAAAGGCGGGUGCACCCAGCCCGAUCCCCAACCUCUCCGUCGUGUUCGUCCC
Molecule: messenger RNA, 1610 nt
Organism: Sodiomyces alkalinus F11
Lineage: Eukaryota; Fungi; Ascomycota; Sordariomycetes; Glomerellales; Plectosphaerellaceae
Product: 3',5'-bisphosphate nucleotidase
Exons: 1
Coding region: 95-1393 (432 amino acids)
Biological process (GO): phosphatidylinositol phosphate biosynthetic process; sulfate assimilation
Molecular function (GO): 3'(2'),5'-bisphosphate nucleotidase activity
Source: RefSeq, a predicted model, not a curated record